Neltuma alba is the source of this 1114-nucleotide messenger RNA. Its product is annotated as zinc finger protein ZAT10-like. The transcript is spliced from 2 exons. The record is from RefSeq and is a predicted model, not a curated record. Gene Ontology annotation, biological process: regulation of DNA-templated transcription. NCBI's taxonomy places the organism in Eukaryota, Viridiplantae, Streptophyta, Magnoliopsida, Fabales, Fabaceae. Gene Ontology annotation, cellular component: nucleus. Gene Ontology annotation, molecular function: transcription cis-regulatory region binding; DNA-binding transcription factor activity. The coding region runs from base 121 to 927 and encodes 268 amino acids.
ACUCUCAUCACUCCAACUCAUUCUCCAUUCAACUCUAAUUAUAACCAACCCCUCCUCAACAAUCCUCUCCCUCUCCCUCUUAACUUGCCCGUAUCAGUUCCGGCUUUGCGGUCAGAUCACAUGGCCCUGGAAGCUCUCAAGUCCCCUACUGCCGCUCCUCCCUCCUUCCCUUUCGAAUUGGACUCCAAUCUUCACUCCUUGGAGCCAUGGACCAAGCGCAAGCGUUCCAAGCGUUCCCGUCUCGACCAUCCUUCCUCAUGCACCGCCGAGGAAGAGUAUCUCGCUCUCUGCCUCAUCAUGCUGGCUCGCGGUGGCUCCGCCGUCUCCCCCACCCAUCCCACCGACUCCGACCGCCAUAGAUCCCCCCAGGACAAUCUUCCCCCGGCUGUAUCUGAGUCGGCUCCACCGUCCGCAACAGAUCCAACCACCGCCCCUAAGCUCAGUUACAAAUGCUCUGUUUGCGACAGGACUUUCUCCUCUUACCAGGCUCUUGGUGGACAUAAGGCCAGUCACAGAAAACUCACUGCAGGCGGCGCUCCCGGGGAAGAUCAAUCCGCCUCCUCCGCCGUCACAAGUACUUCUGCAAACACCACUGCAACUGCAUCCAACGCGGGGGGUAAGUCCCACGAGUGUUCUAUCUGCCACAAGUCCUUCCCCACCGGACAGGCCCUGGGAGGUCACAAGCGCUGUCACUAUGACGGCGGAGCAGCCGCCGCUGGCGGUGGUAGCAGCGCUGUCACUGCCUCGGAAGGAGUUGGAUCCACACAUACCGUUAGCCACAGCCACCGUGACUUCGACCUGAACCUUCCCGCUCUGCCCGACUUCUCGGCCAAGUUCUUAACUCCCGGGGACGACGAGGUGGAGAGCCCUUUGCCGGUCAAGAAGCCGCGUCUUUUGAUGGCACCCAAAAUCGAGGAAGAUCACUGAAUCAGCAUCAAAUUGAAUCAAAUUCUUAGUUUGUUCUUUUAAUUCUUCAUUUGUCAGGGCAUUUCGGGAUUCAUUUGUUCCUGUACAUACAGUACACGGAUCCUAUUCACUGGUUAGACUCUGUAGUUUGACAUUGGAAAUUCAAUUCAUUUAUUUUAAUUAAAAUUCAUUCAUUUUUGUCCUUCUA